Coffea eugenioides is the source of this 597-nucleotide messenger RNA. Its product is annotated as ankyrin repeat-containing protein At5g02620-like. Bases 1 to 597 code for a protein of 198 amino acids. Gene Ontology annotation, molecular function: protein binding. The record is from RefSeq and is a predicted model, not a curated record. The transcript has a single exon. NCBI's taxonomy places the organism in Eukaryota, Viridiplantae, Streptophyta, Magnoliopsida, Gentianales, Rubiaceae.
AUGGAUCCUCAAUUAUACAAAGCAGCCCAAUCGGGUGAUUCAGAUGUUAUCAGACGGUAUGCAGAUCGGCUUGAUUCUCAGCUGACUCCGAACAAUAAUACAGUCCUUCACAUAUUAGCACAAUUCUGUGACUCUUCAUAUGCUGUUGAGCAGAUUCUUGGAAUAAACCACUCCUUGCUGUGCAAACAAAAUGCAAAAGGUGAUACUGCCCUGCAUGUAGCUGCUAGAAACCGGUACUCUGGUGUCGUGCGAGCUCUUAUUGAUUGCGCAAAAGAUGGUGAAAAGCCUGACAAACAUAACUCUGAAGGGAGGAUAAAGAUGCUGAGACUGACUAAUGACGAUAAAGACACAGCCCUGCACGUGGCUGUAAGGACAAACUGCUACGACAUUGUGGAACUCUUGGUAAAACAAGAUGAUGAGCUUCCACACCCCCGGAACAAGGCAGGGGAGAGCCCUCUUUAUCUUGCUGUUGAGAGGGGAUAUCAUGAUAUUGUGGAUCUGAUUUUAGGAACUUGUAAAUCACCAUCUUAUCAUGGUCCUCAUUGUACAACGGCCUUGCAUCGUGCAGCAAUGGGGAACUCCUCAGGUAAUGCUUAG